AUGGUAUCCUAUUUUACUCGUUUCUUGGCAUUGGCGGCUGCCCUCGCGCCAGCCUUCGGUGCUCCAGCAACUGCCCCUCAUCACCUUAAGAUCCGCAAUCCCCUGGCGGAGGAUGUUGUUCCAGACAGCUAUAUCGUCGUUUACAAUAGCAAUGUUGACGCUGCAACAAUUGCUAGCCACGUAACUUCAGUAAGCUCUAUGCUGUCCAGAGGAGAUCUAACAGGAAUUGGAGCGACGUAUGAUAUGGAUGAACUUAAGGGGUAUCAAGUCGUUGCCGAUGAGGCUGCUAUUGCUGAAAUUGCAGCUUCCCCUGAGGUCGCGUACAUUGAGAAGGAUGCCAAAGUCUACGCCAAUGCUCUCACCUCCCAGACUGGGGCUACCUACGGUCUUGGUCGCAUCUCUCACAGAAAUCAGGACUCGACCACCUAUAUUUACGACUCUUCAGCUGGCAGUGGAACAACGGUCUACGUCGUCGAUACGGGAACCUAUACCGCACAUUCUCAAUUUGGCGGACGUGCGACUUUUGGAGCGAAUUAUAUCUCUGGCUCACCAAAUACGGAUGAGAACGGCCAUGGUACCCACUGCUCUGGAACAAUCGCCGGAAGCACCUACGGCGUAGCCAAGAAAGCCAACCUCGUCGCCGUCAAAGUCCUUGAUAAGAGCGGAUCUGGCACCACCUCUGGCGUGAUUUCAGGAAUCCAAUGGGUGGGCAACAAUGCCAAUACAAACUCAGUCCUCAGCAUGUCUCUCGGAGGCACCUACUCCUCGGCCCUCAACUCCGCCGUGAAGAGCACAGUCGGCAAAGGCGUCACUGUCGUUGUGGCCGCUGGAAACGACGGCGAUGAUGCUGGUAACUACUCACCUGCUUCUGAACCAACUGCGAUUACCGUUGGUGCCAUCGAUGCGGACGACAACCGUGCCAGCUUUUCCAACUAUGGAAGCCUCGUUGAUGUCUUUGCUGCUGGUGUAAAUGUUCUGAGCUCGUGGAUUGGAAGCACGACUGCGACGAAUACGAUCAGUGGAACUAGCAUGGCGACCCCGCACAUUGCAGGUUUGGCUGCAUAUCUCAUUGCUCUUGAAGGUAUCACUACUCCGGCUGCUGUUCAAAGCCGUAUCAAGGCUCUCGCCACCUCCGGCAAGAUCAUUGACGCCAAGUCAGCAAACAAUCUCAUUGGGUACAAUGGCAAUGGAUCAUAA
Molecule: messenger RNA, 1197 nt
Organism: Hyaloscypha bicolor E
Lineage: Eukaryota; Fungi; Ascomycota; Leotiomycetes; Helotiales; Hyaloscyphaceae
Product: subtilisin-like serine protease-like protein PR1A
Exons: 4
Coding region: 1-1197 (398 amino acids)
Biological process (GO): proteolysis
Molecular function (GO): serine-type endopeptidase activity
Source: RefSeq, a predicted model, not a curated record